AUGCCAGGUCGACAGGCGCAUGGACGGUCCUUGUUGGCCCAGCCAAAGGCAAAGGCUGGCCCCAAAAAGUCCAAGUCGAGAGCGCAGACGAAUGCACUGAAUGCGUUCAACAUUGCGCAGGAGAGGUUUCCUACGAAAGAUAAGAGGACACCACGUGCGCGAGAACUGGACGCUGAAAUCGAGAAAAAGCAUGGAAGAGAGGAAGACGACGAGGACGAGGAAGAGGAAGAAGAGGGCCCCAAGCGAAAGAAGGCCAAGGCUCCGCGGGGUGCGGCGACAGACGGCGAUGUAGAGUUUGGCAGCGACAGCGAGGGCAACGAGUGGCAACUGGGUGGCAUGGCGAACGACGAUGACGACUCUGAAAUCGAGAGUGACGAUGCGUUUGGUGAUAGCGACAAUGAGAUGUUUCAGGGCUAUGCCUUUCGCGGAUCAAAAACUGGCCAGCGCAAGGACGACGACUCGGAGGAUUCUGACGACGGAAAUGACGACCAAGGCGAAACUCUUGGCGAGGAUGCGAUUGAUCUGGCCACAGCUUUGGACCAGUUCGAAGAGGAAUCUGAAGAUGAGCCUGAAGGGGAAGAGGAAGAGGAGGACUCUGGAUCAGGAGAAGAGGAGGAUUCCGACGAUUCUGAUGAGUUUGAGGGUCUCGAUGACAGCGACGACGAAGCCGACCCCGCCAAACUUGAGCAGCUCAAGGGCUUGAUAUCCGGCUUCGGAGGCGAAGACGAUGACGGCGAGAAAGAUGUCGUGGCGUCUGGGCAGCAGAAAAUCGAUCUCGGUGAUCUGGGGCUGUCUGGAUUGAACGAUCCCUUCAUGAAGCAAUCAAUAAAGCUUAUGAAGAAAGAGUCAAAAGAGAAGCGACCCGGUUCAACGAAGAAGCUAGAGGUGCCGUUAUCAAGGAGAGAGCAAGGGCGUAUCGACCGAUCGGCGGCUUAUGAGAAGACAAAUGAGACCCUGGAUCGAUGGACAGAGACUGUUAAGCAGAACCGCAGAGCCGAACAUUUAGUUUUCCCUCUCCCUCAAAACUCAGAAUCAGCUGGACUCGACCGGACGGAACUUCAGCCUCUGUCACUGAAGGGUGCGUCGAACGAAUUAGAAGCUACAAUCAUGGGCAUCAUGGAGCAGAGCGGACUGUCGCUUGAAAAGGAGAAGAAGCCUAAGAAACAAGAGUUUGACGAAGAAGGUAAUCUGCUCACGCGGAAGCAAGCCUUGGAAAAGAAGCGCAUAGAGCGCGAGUUGGCUUCCAGGGAAGCAAAACGCGCCGCCCGCAUCAAGAAGAUUAAGAGUAAAGCCUACCACCGAGUGCACCGGAAGCAAAAGGAGCGCGACGAAAUGGCUACCAGAGAAGCCAUGGCCGAGGCUGGCGAGAUUGACUCGGAGGAAGAGAGAGAGGCUCAGGAUCGCCGACGUGCGUUGGAGCGAGUGGGCCAGCGCCACAAGGACAGCAAAUGGGCCAAGAUGGGAUCCAAGGCAAAGCGUGCGGUUUGGGAUGACGAUUUCCGGGCUGGGCUGACAGAAAUGGCUCGCAAGGAUGAGGACCUCCGCAGGAGGAAGGAGGGCAAGAGUUCAAGAGGCGACGGAGACGAUUCAAAUGAGACUAGCAGUUCUGGAUCUGACGACGAUGACGCCGAUAACGCAGACCUGCGACGACAGCUGGAUGAGCUCGAGAAGGAAGACAGCGCGCCUCAGUCGGGAUUAAUGAAGAUGAAGUUUAUGCAAAAGGCAGAGGCGGCAAAGAAGAAGGCAAACGACGAUCUCAUCAAGGAAAUCCGUAAAGAGCUCGACGGAGAGGACGCGCAAGAUUCUGAUGACGAUGAAGGUGAAAAGGGAGGAGAGGUCGGACGAAGGCAAUAUGGCAGCGGAGCGGCAAACCCGUUCUCGAUGCCGCAGAACUCUGCCCGAGCAAGCAGGAAGACGCUCGCACGGGAUGAUUCUGAAGAAGAGAACAACACAAGCUUCGCCAACGGAGAUGGGGCUCCUCACAUCUCAAACGGCGCAAUCAGCCACGCCUGGUCGACCACACCCGCCGAGACAACGACUUCGAUAGCGGGAGCCUGGUCCAAGGGCGAGUCUCGCCGAAAGAAAUCUGCCCGAGCCGACGACCUCGAUCUCAACGCCAACAUCCUCACCGCAUCCCAACCCUCCAAGCCGAAACCCUCCCCCAAGAAGACAAAACAGCCCCAAGACGAUGACUCCUCCUCCUCCGAAUCCGACGCAGAAUCGGACUCAGACAUCCGCCUGCCCAUGGCCAUCCGCGACAAGGACCUCGUGGCCCGCGCCUUUGCCGGCGAAGACGUCGUCGCCGAGUUCCAGCGCGAAAAGGAUGAAAUCGCCGAGGCCGACGACGAUAAAGUCAUUGACAAUACUUUACCCGGCUGGGGCUCCUGGGUAGGCGAUGGAGUCAGCAGCCGCGAGAAGAAGAGGCACCAGGGCCGCUUCCUGACAAAGGUGGAGGGCAUCAACAAGAAGGACCGCAAGGACGCCAAGCUGGACAAGGUCAUAAUCAACGAGAAGCGCAUCAAAAAGAACGACCGUUAUCUCGCCGCCCAGCUCCCCUUCCCCUUCGAAUCGCAACAGCAAUACGAGCGCUCUUUACGACUGCCUGUUGGACCGGAAUGGAUGACCAAGGAGACGUUCCAGGCCAGCACGAAGCCGCGCGUUAUUAUGAAGCAGGGCAUUAUCACGCCCAUGUCGAAGCCA
Trichoderma atroviride IMI 206040 is the source of this 2700-nucleotide messenger RNA. RefSeq lists its product as uncharacterized. The record is from RefSeq and is a predicted model, not a curated record. Gene Ontology annotation, cellular component: small-subunit processome; nucleolus. Gene Ontology annotation, biological process: rRNA processing. Lineage: Eukaryota; Fungi; Ascomycota; Sordariomycetes; Hypocreales; Hypocreaceae.